CAGCAGAAGCAGGGGAAAACCGGUGGGCUGUCCGAUGGUUUCCAGGCGGAGAACUUCAUCCCGGGGCUCGUAAUCGGUUUCAUUCUCGGACUGCUCAUAGAUUUGUCGACUAAACCGUUUAAAGGUUCAUCAUCUACUGCCACCAAGAAGAAUUUCUUACCUGGGAAACCCCAGCAGCAAAAUCCGGACUCCUCUGACGGUGACAAUAACCGUGUUUUGGUGGUUAGGCAAGACUUGAAGAUGGGUACUGGAAAGAUUGCCUCACAGUGUGCUCGAAAUGAGACACAUUUUCUUCGUGUGUGGGUUUGCAGUGAUCGCUUGCUUCUGAGACGGUGGGAACAAUGUGGGCAGGCUAAAAUAGUUGUUACUUGCAAAAAUCAAACAGAAAUGAAUAAGCUCAAGGAAGCAGCUGAGAACAUCGGCCUCCCAACAUUUGUGGUCGCUGAUGCUGGAAGAACACAGGUAGGACUUUCGAAGAAUUGGUUCAUCAAUUUACUGAUUAUAUUUAUGGAAAGAAGUUGUCCAAAUAAAGUGAAGCCUGGAUAUCUUAAGUGCAAGGUUGCUGCUGGCUCACACACGGUUAUGGCUGUUGGACCUGGUCCAAAAUCAUCAGUGGAUUCCGUUACAGGGAAACUACGCCUUCUCUGAUAACCUGGGGAGAAGAGCGAACGAGCUGCCUGCCUAGUCAAGUCUAUAUCAUCAUCAUCAUAGUAUGGGAUCAGGCACUCGGUGAAGCUGAUUCUGUCUCUUUAGUCCGCUGAAUAUUUUGAUGUAUUAGCGUGCGCCAGGAUACGAGAAUUAGCGUUUGGGAUCUGUAUCAAAUCAUUUGUUUGGAUGUUAAAGUAGAUUAUUGCAUGUGAUUUUGCUAUUGAGCAUAUGGUUCGUGGCUCUCCUCGCUCUGUUUAACCAUUGUGUCUGGAUUGAUAUGGAGGCAGACAUUCCUAUCCUUGAUCUGCAUAACCUUUGUAACAAAUAAAUAUGAAGCUUUGAGACUGUGAUCUCGAGCCUAAGAUCGACCGACAGUACUGCUAUACUACAAAUGGGCCAGAGGUUCAACCGGCCAAGCUCCUUUGGUUCGGGACUUGGCGGGAAGGGGUGAUUGGUUGGUCGCUUCCGCACACGACGCCGUUCUAUCAUUCUGAGGUAAGCUGGAUUCAUAGCGACAAGAAAAUUGUAAAACCCCACAAAAACCCCUUUCGGCAAUCCUCCUCAAAUCUGG
This is a messenger RNA of Linum tenue, 1219 nucleotides long. The record is from the annotation of a GenBank genome assembly. Lineage: Eukaryota; Viridiplantae; Streptophyta; Magnoliopsida; Malpighiales; Linaceae.